AUAGUUUGAUUCAAAUUUAAUAACGUUUAUUUCGAAAAACAAAUCCUUAACAGCGAGAAAAAGGUUGUGCCCAAAAAUACAGCUUCGUUUUCAAACACUUUAUAUUCAUUAAAAAAUUAGACGUUCCGUUAUUUACAAUUACACUUUUGAAAAAUAUUCAAUCGUAACCAGCUGUCGACUUGAAUUGUUUAAUAGGUUUGAGAAGAUCGCAGUCAUGCCAAAGUUGGAGACAAUGGAGUUUGAAGAUGACCGAGGAGGUUGGACGGAUGACAUGAACAGAGGUGGAGAUGACCCUGGAGGGGACGACACCAUGGAAAAUCCUCAGGAAGUUUUGAAUCAAUGCUUGGAAAAAUUUAAAACUAAUGAUUAUAUUAUGGAGCCAGGAAUAUUUACACAGUUGAAAAGAUACUUUCAAGCUGGUGGAAAUCCAGAACAAGUUAUUGAAUUGCUGUCAAAAAAUUAUACAGCUUGCGCACAGAUGGCAAAUCUUCUGGCAGAAUGGUUGAUUCUUGCAGGUGUCAAAGUCACCGAUGUCCAGGCAAUGGUUGAAAACAAUUUGAAAGACAUGAUUGUCAAAACUUUCGAUCCAAAAAAAGCUGACAAGAUUUUCACCGAAGAAGGAGAGACUCCAGCUUGGUUGACCGAAAUGAUUCAGCAUCCAACUUGGCGGUCUCUUAUUUAUAGAUUAGCAGAAGAAUACCCAGACUGUUUGAUGCUGAAUUUUACAAUAAAGUUAAUAUCUGAUGCUGGAUUUCAAGGGGAAAUAACAAGUAUUUCAACUGCGGCACAACAAAUAGAAGUUUUCUCAAGAGUACUGAAAACUGCGAUUGCAGGUUUUCUUCAAAACACUGAGAAUUGGCAAUCGAGUAUUCAAGAGUGUGCGAAAAUGGUUUGUCACGGUCAACAUACUUACGUGUACAGUCAAGUUUUGCUCCAGAUUUUGGCACAAGAGCCGAAAGGAGGUUUUAUGAUGAAAAGACUUUCCCAAGAAAUAACGAAAUGUGCUCAACAAAACCGUCAUGACGUGACUCCAAUUACGAUGGCACUGAACGGAGCAGCCGGCAAUCCAGCAGCUUGUCUCGCUCUCGCGUCCAUGCUUUCCCGAAACACUUUAAAUCCUGCGGACAUAGCAAUUUUGUUUCGCCAUUAUUCGGCUUUGGAACCUCCGCCAAUUGAGCUCAUCAGAAAUCCUCAAUUCUUAGAAUUAUUGGUUGACGCGCUUUUCAAGCCGGGCGUGAAAUUAAAUCCCGAACAUAAAUCAAAAUAUAUUUACUUGCUGGCUUAUGCGUCAAGCGUUUGUGAAACAACUCCAAAAAAAUCAAACACCCGAAAAAUAAAUAAAGACGAAUUGAAGACGACGAUCCAAGCGAUUGAAAAAGUUCACAAUAUUUGCAACGUUAACAAAGGAUCGACGGAGUUGAUAGCUGAAUUGAACACGCUCUACCAGUGCAUAAGAUUCCCGGUCGUCAGUUUUGGCAUAAUUCGAUGGGUCGAAUGCACAGUUACAGAACCAUCUUAUUUCAAGCUGAGCACCGAACAUUGUCCAGUUCAUUUGGCUCUUCUGGACGAGGUUGUCAGCUGUCAUCAUCUUCUUCAUCCCAAAGUUUUGCAAUUGCUCGUUAAGCUCUUCGAAAGUAAACAGGACGAACUUGAGAUUCUUGUGCAGCUUGAAAUGAAGAAAAUGUUGAUCGAUCGUAUGGUCAAUCUUUUGUCCCGAGGUUGCGUCGUUCCUGUCGUAUGUUAUAUCAAACAAUGUUGGCAAAGAGGUGACACUGAUGUAUCACUCAUUCGAUAUUUUGUGACCGAAGUACUCGAGGCAAUAGCUCCUCCUUAUACGAGUGAAUUCGUCCAAUUGUUUUUGCCGAUGGUUGAAAACGAGGAAAUAACUGGUACUAUGAGAGGCGACAGUGACAACGAUCUUGUCUCUGAAUUCAUUGUUCACUGCAAAGCUCAUUGCCCGGUUGGAAGGUGACGAUACAAGGAUUGAAACGCGAAUUGAUGUGGAAAGAUGAGCUUCAAAACCUCACGUGCUAAAAUGACUUCUUUUUCUAACUUUUUUUCAAUAUCAUUAUUGUUAUUAUUAUUAUUAUUAUUUCACAUAACGAGUUAAGUAAUGGUACAUUAACAUUGGAUCAAGUGUACAUAACAGAUGAAGAGUUCGAUCAAUGUCUACCGGAACUGCUGGUGUUGUGAUCUUACGUGGCCUCUGGAACAAGACAUUAAAAAAAUAUAUUAAAGAAAAAUUUUCAUCCCGAGCUUGAAAAAACAAUGAUUAGUAUUUUAAUUUCUCUUUGAGCUUCACCGCUUUUUUGAAUAGUUUCAUUUACAGACUGAGGUAAUUAAUUUGCAGGAAGUUAUUGUUAACUCUGAAUAUUUUGAAUAAUAUUCGGGUACUCCCAAAUUCCAUGCACAAAUCGAUAUAUGCAAAUUAGUUAUAAAGAAAAUGAUUAAUGCUUAGUUAUUAAUAAUAAUGACAAAUAAAUAAAUAAAAACUCGUUCAAAUGAA
Molecule: messenger RNA, 2506 nt
Organism: Venturia canescens
Lineage: Eukaryota; Metazoa; Arthropoda; Insecta; Hymenoptera; Ichneumonidae
Gene: TH1
Product: negative elongation factor complex member TH1
Exons: 11
Coding region: 215-1972 (585 amino acids)
Biological process (GO): negative regulation of transcription elongation by RNA polymerase II
Cellular component (GO): nucleus; NELF complex
Molecular function (GO): RNA binding
Source: RefSeq, a predicted model, not a curated record